Molecule: messenger RNA, 2271 nt
Organism: Cyprinodon variegatus (sheepshead minnow)
Lineage: Eukaryota; Metazoa; Chordata; Actinopteri; Cyprinodontiformes; Cyprinodontidae
Gene: srsf1b
Product: serine/arginine-rich splicing factor 1A
Exons: 4
Coding region: 188-931 (247 amino acids)
Cellular component (GO): nucleus; cytoplasm; ribonucleoprotein complex
Molecular function (GO): mRNA binding
Source: RefSeq, a predicted model, not a curated record
CCAUUAAAUUUAGAGCAGGCAGCUCCUCAGCCUUUAGCAGCCGUUGUAAAAACCGAAGGUUUCCGCAGCUGCUCUGCUCAUUUCCAACCGACGUUUCCCGCCUCUGUUAUGAGAUAGCUCUGCCCUAUUAGCCUUUUGUUUAGUAGCUCACUUAGCUCGCGGUAAGGUUAGCUCGUUUUGCGCUAUCAUGUCCGGGGGAUUCGCUAGAGGACCGACGGGGAGCAACGACUGUCGGAUAUAUGUGGGGAACCUUCCCCCAGACAUACGCUCCAAAGACGUCGAAGACUUGUUUUAUAAAUAUGGAUCCGUCCGUGAUAUCGACCUGAAGAACCGCAGAGGAGGACCGCCGUUUGCCUUCGUUCAGUUCGAGGAUCCGAGGGAUGCUGAGGAUGCGGUGUAUGGGCGAGAUGGUUAUGAUUACGAUGGCUAUCGGCUGCGUGUGGAAUUUCCUAGAAGUGGAAGAGGGGGAGGAGGAGGUGGUGGUGGAGGAGGAGGUGGCGGCAUGGGACCAUCAAGGAAUCGGUAUGGUCCCCCAUCCCGACGCUCAGAAAACAGAGUGGUUGUGUCAGGUCUUCCCCAAAGCGGGAGCUGGCAGGACCUGAAGGAUCACAUGCGAGAGGCAGGUGAUGUAUGUUACGCCGAUGUCUUCCGUGAUGGCACAGGUGUGGUGGAGUUUGUGCGCAAAGAAGACAUGACGUACGCUGUGCGUAAAUUGGAUAACACCAAGUUUCGUUCUCAUGAGGGAGAGACGGCCUACAUCCGCGUGAAGAUGGAUGGCAACCGCAGCCCCAGCUACGGCCGCUCUCGCUCUCGUAGCCGCAGCAGGAGCCGAAGCAAGAGCCGAUCCCGCAGCUACUCCCCACGCCGCAGCAGAGGAUCCCCCCAGUACUCGCCAAGGCGCUCCCGCUCCCGUUCUCGUUCUCGCACUUAGACCUGUCUGAACAACAGCAGCGGUGUACCUCAGAGCCAGAGAGGAGGCGGUCACGUUUAAAAUCCAAUGUUUCCUCCCAGGAUCAUCUCUCACCUGUGUGCAGUGUUGUUUUGUGCUUUCACCCACCCCUCCUUCUCCCAUUUGUGUCCUUUUGUUUUAUUUUUUAUUUUUUUUGCAGACCUGAUGGUCUCCCCAUACUCCUGUUUGAAUCCCCCUCCCCUUUUCCUUUCUGUUUCAGCUAUCUAUCCAUCCUCGUCUAGUUCGUAUUUCUUUAUUUUCUUAAAUUCUUUCUCUUUUUGUUUUUGCCAUCAUCUUUGACUUCUCCCUAGCAUAUUCAACUGCCCUUUGACCUUCUUGUGUGUUUCUCUGUAGAAUUCAGAGGAACAGGAUAGGAUGGGAAGAGAGGAAACUGUUCAUUUUAGGAUAAACAGGAGGAGGAGGAGUCAAAUGUGGCACCAAUGGUAUGAUGGCUGUGCCUUGUCAACUGUGAAAUCUACACUUUAAGGCUUUAGUAAAUCUCUUUUCCUUUAAAACACUCAGUUUACAGUUGAGUACUACUGUUGAAUGUUACAGUAAUGUUUGCUGUAUUGUUUUAUUUGGGGACCCUGAAAAAGUUUCUUUUUUUUCUUUUUGUAGACAUAGUAUUUUUGGAUUUGAUUGUAGAUGGUGUCCCUUUUUUAUCUCUAAGUAAAUUCCCUGGUAGCUGAAUUGAUAUUUUAAAAAUGUUUUCCAAAGGUGUGAUUCUAACUCACCUCCUUCUCUUUGGUUCUGCUGGUUAUUCUAAAGGUUUGGACUGGGCUCAAUGUCUCACCUUUCCGGAUCCGGAUUCAGGAUCAGAUUAGGAUUAGGCUUCAGGAUGGAUACAUGGAGCACGACCCCGGCCCUGUCCACCUUACCCCAGCUAACGGGAAACCUCAUAGUAAAAGAUACAUAAAUCAAACUGAAUUGGCUUUCAGAUUAUCCAAAUUAUUCCUUCGUGUUUGCUUUGGGACCUCAGAGAUGCAGUUACUGGCGGCAAAGAGGGGAAACCAUAAUUUUUUUUUUUUUUCAAAUUUUUUGCUUUUUUCUCGUAAAAAGAAGAGCAAAGCUUGGAUAGGAUCCAGUAGGAGGGCUUGGAGGUGCAGGAUGGAUCUACACGCGUAAGGAGAGUGGUAACAUGUGGGAAAGAUUUGACUGGGUGGGGGAGGUAAAUAGGGAAGGUUACCUUUAAAAUGGUAUGUGACUUUUCUUAGGUCAGUGCUUUCCAAAGAUGGAUGAUUUCUGAUUAAUUUUUUCUUGAAUAUAUUGUUCAGUAUUUCACUGCUUUAUUCUCUUUUAAUAAAAACGUUCAGUAACCAUAA